Pan troglodytes (chimpanzee) is the source of this 6557-nucleotide messenger RNA. RefSeq names its product cilia and flagella associated protein 65 (gene CFAP65). Gene Ontology annotation, biological process: sperm axoneme assembly. The record is from RefSeq and is a predicted model, not a curated record. The transcript has 34 exons. NCBI's taxonomy places the organism in Eukaryota, Metazoa, Chordata, Mammalia, Primates, Hominidae. Gene Ontology annotation, cellular component: sperm flagellum; cytoplasm. The coding region runs from base 998 to 6466 and encodes 1822 amino acids.
GGCAAUAUGGAGGCGAUGUAAGUUCUGAGCGUUAGUCCCAAGGUCCCAGGGUCCCAGGGAGCGGCGCGAGUGGCCAGGGAAGGUAUCUGUCCCGGGAGACCCUAUCCUUCGGGAAAUCGUGGCCAGAGGUCCCCUCCAUGCCCUUCAGAGAGCCCCAUGGGACUGAGUCUUGGGCGAGAUCAAUCAGACUAAGGAUCCCGAAGAGAAAGAAGAAACAGCUCUAAGUGUAUUUUGUCCCCGUUUGUUUCAUCUGUUUCUUUCUCCCUCGACUCCAUACGACGACCUGCCACUUUUUCUAGUGGUCAUCUUGGAGAUUUUUAGAUCAGCAAUUAGGCAAAUAAAGGAAGCUCAUGAUAUAUAUUUUUUAAAGUCCUCGAAAUUGGAAACUUCAAUUUAAAACAAAACAAAUCCAAAACAAAACAAAAAACCUCGCUUGCCCAGUCUCUUCACAACGACUGCAGAUGUGUGAGUCUUUUGGAAGAAUAGUGCAGGCUAGUGGGAAAGUUAUGGUUGUUAAUUACUAUAACAUGGGUUUGUUUAGUGCUUUUUCAAAUCCUCUGUUUCAUUCGAGCUGCACACCAACUUUGUGAAAUCGUCAGGAUAACCCACAUUUUACAGGCGAGGAGGCUGAGGCUCCGGGAGAUGGAGAAAUUUGCCUAUCCCCGUAGAGUCUGAGAAGAUUCUGGCACCCAGCGUCCCUUGCCCUGGGACCACUUCCCUAGCCCUAUGACCUGUGUUGGACCAGCUUUCUACCCCAUCAUCUCUCAUCUCUUCCAUGCACUCUCUGGAAUAGUUUCAUGUGUUGAGUGGAGACUUUUUCAGAGCUCUGAGGCAGGAGCUGUCUGUACAGUCCCCUGAGCUUACAUUUCUUUGAUUUCAUCUGAACGUGCAGUUCACAAUUGGAGGCAAGAGUGUUCAGAAGAAACAAGCAGAGAGUAAAAGCCAGAUAAAGCUCCAUACUCAGAGUGCUCCCUUUGGACUGUGUCCCAAGGGCCUGAUGCUCACCCAGGCUCCAAGCUCCAUCGUGAGGUCCAGGAACAGCAGGAACCACACCAUGAACUCUGGUGGAUCCUGCCUGAGUGCCAGCACAGUGGCCAUCCCUGCCAUCAACGACAGCAGUGCAGCCAUGAGUGCCUGCAGCACCAUCAGCGCCCAGCCUGCAAGCUCCAUGGACACUCAGAUGCACUCCCCAAAGAAGCAGGAGAGAGUGAACAAGAGGGUCAUCUGGGGCAUUGAGGUGGCUGAGGAGCUGCAUUGGAAAGGCUGGGAGCUAGGAAAGGAGACCACAAGGAAUCUGGUUCUGAAAAAUCGAUCCUUGAAACUCCAGAAGAUGAAGUACAGGCCCCCCAAGACCAAGUUCUUCUUCACGGUCAUCCCUCAGCCCAUCUUCCUGAGCCCAGGCAUAACCCUCACGCUCCCCAUCGUCUUCCGGCCUCUGGAGGCGAAGGAGUACAUGGACCAGCUGUGGUUUGAGAAAGCGGAGGGGAUGUUCUGUGUGGGCCUACGGGCCACCCUGCCCUGCCACAGGCUGAUCUGCCGCCCACCAUCCCUGCAGCUGCCAACGUGUGCUGUGGGAGAUACGACUGAGGCCUUGUUCUGCCUGGAUAAUGUGGGGGACCUGCCCACCUUCUUCACCUGGGAGUUCUCCAGCCCAUUCCAGAUGCUGCCCGCCACGGGGCUCCUGGAGCCAGGCCAGGCCUCUCAGAUCAAGGUGACCUUUCAGCCCCUUACAGCCGUCAUCUACGAGGUGCAGGCCACGUGCUGGUACGGGGCAGGCAGCCGGCAGAGGAGCAGCAUCCAGCUGCAGGCUGUGGCCAAGUGCGCCCAGCUGCUGGUGAGCAUAAAGCACAAGUGCCCGGAGGACCAGGAUGCCGAGGGCUUCCAGAAGCUGUUGUACUUUGGCUCUGUUGCUGUGGGCUGCACCUUGGAGAGGCAGAUCAGGCUACACAACCCGUCGGCGGUAAAUGCCCCCUUCAGGAUUGAAAUUUCCUCAGAUGAACUGGCCGAAGACCAGGCCUUCUCAUGCCCCACGGCCCAUGGCAUCGUGCUUCCGGGAGAGAAGAAAUGUGUGUCAGUGUUCUUCCACCCCAAGACUCUGGACACCAGAACUGUGGACUACUGCUCCAUCAUGCCUUCUGGCUGUGCCUCCAAGACCCUGCUUAAAGUCGUUGGUUUCUGUAGAGGCCCUGCCGUGUCCCUGCAGCACUACUGUGUCAACUUUAGCUGGGUCAACCUUGGGGAGCGCUCCGAGCAGCCCCUGUGGAUUGAGAACCAAUCAGACUGCACGGCCCACUUCCAGUUUGCCAUCGACUGCUUGGAGAGUGUCUUUAGCAUCAGGCCUGCCUUUGGGACCCUGGUGGGCAAGGCCCGUAUGACCCUCCACUGUGCCUUCCAGCCCACUCACCCCAUCAUCUGCUUUCGGCGUGUGGCCUGUCUUAUCCACCACCAGGACCCGCUGUUCCUGGACCUGAUGGGGACCUGCCACUCGGACAGCACCAAGCCAGCCAUCCUGAAGCCUCAGCACCUCACCUGGUACCGCACACACCUGGCCCGGGGCCUGACGCUCUACCCCCCUGACAUCCUGGAUGCCAUGCUGAAGGAGAAGAAGCUGGCACAGGACCAGAACGGGGCUCUCAUGAUUCCCAUCCAGGAUCUGGAGGACAUGCCAGCCCCGCAGUACCCUUAUAUCCCUCCCAUGACCGAGUUCUUCUUCGACGGCACCAGCGACAUAACCAUCUUCCCCCCGCCCGUCAGUAUAGAGCCUGUCGAGGUAGACUUCGGUGCCUGCCCAGGGCCUGAGGCCCCCAACCCUGUACCCCUGUGCCUGAUGAACCACACCAAGGGCAAGAUCAUGGUGGUCUGGACGCGAAGGUCUGACUGCCCCUUCUGGGUGACUCCAGAGAGCUGCGACGUGCCCCCACUCAAGUCCAUGGCCAUGCGCCUGCACUUCCAGCCGCCUCACCCCAACUGCCUUUACGCGGUGGAGCUCGAAGCCUUCGCCAUCUAUAAGGUCCUGCAGAGCUACAGUAAUAUUGAGGAGGACUGCACCAUGUGCCCAUCCUGGUGCCUGACGGUGCGGGCACGAGGCCACAGCUAUUUCGCUGGCUUUGAGCACCACAUCCCCCAGUAUUCCCUAGAUGUCCCCAAGCUAUUUCCAGCAGUGUCCUCCGGUGAGCCCACCUACCGCAGCCUGCUCCUGGUCAACAAAGACUGCAUGCUGCUGACCUUCAGCCUGGCCCCCCAGAGAGGCUCAGACGUCAUCCUUCGGCCCACUUCGGGCCUUGUGGCACCCGGGGCCCACCAGAUCAUCCUCAUCUGCACCUACCCUGAGGGCAGCUCCUGGAAGCAGCACACUUUCUAUCUGCAGUGCAAUGCUUCCCCCCAGUAUCUCAAGGAGGUGAGCAUGUACAGCCGGGAGGAGCCACUGCAGCUGAAGCUGGACACCCACAAAAGCCUCUACUUCAAGCCCACCUGGGUGGGCUGCUCCUCCACCAGCCCCUUCACCUUCUGCAACCCCUCGCGUCUGCCCCUGCAGUUCGAGUGGAGGGUCUCUGAGCAGCAUCGAAAGCUGCUGGCUGUCCAGCCCUCCAGGGGGCUAAUCCAGCCCAACGAGAGACUUACGCUGACGUGGACCUUCAGCCCUUUGGAGGAGACCAAGUACCUGUUCCAAGUGGGGAUGUGGGUCUGGGAAGCCGGCCUGUCUCCAAAUGCCAACCCCGCUGCCACCACCCACUACAUGCUCCGGCUGGUGGGCGUGGGGCUCACCAGCAGCCUCUCUGCAAAGGAAAAGGAGCUGGCCUUUGGGAAUGUGCUGGUGAACAGCAAGCAGUCCAGGUUCCUUGUCCUCCUGAAUGACGGCAACUGCACCCUCUAUUACCGCCUCUACCUGGAGCAGCGCAGCCCUGAGGCCGUUGACAACCACCCCCUCGCUCUGCAGCUGGACCGAACAGAGGGGAGCAUGCCACCCCGGUCCCAGGACACCAUCUGCCUGACUGCCUGUCCCAAGCACCGGUCCCAGUACUCCUGGACCAUCAGCUACUCUCUCCUUUCCCGCAGAGAUAACAAGGCUGGGGAGAAGCAGGAGCUGUGCUGCGUCUCCCUGGUGGCCGUGUACCCCUUGCUUUCCAUCCUGGAUGUCAGCUCCAUGGGCAGUGCUGAGGGUAUCACCCGGAAGCACCUGUGGCGCCUCUUCUCUCUGGACCUGCUUAACAGUUACUUGGAGCGUGACCCCACCCCCUGUGAGCUCACCUACAAGGUGCCCACCCGGCACAGCAUGAGCCAGAUCCCCCCCGUCCUCACCCCUUUAAGGCUUGACUUCAAUUUCGGGGCCGCACCAUUCAAGGCCCCACCUUCUGUGGUAUUCCUGGCCCUGAAGAACAGCGGAGUGGUGUCCCUGGACUGGGCCUUCCUCUUUCCAAGUGACCAGCGGAUUGAUGUGGAGCUCUGGGCAGAGCAAGCAGAGUUGAAUUCCACUGAGCUCCACCAGAUGCGCGUGCAGGACAAUUGCCUCUUCUCCAUCAGCCCCAAGGCUGGGAGCCUGAGUCCCGGGCAGGAGCAGAUGGUGGAGUUAAAAUACAGCCACCUGUUCAUCGGUACUGAUCACCUCCCAGUGCUCUUCAAGGUGUCCCAUGGCCGGGAGAUCCUGAUUUAUGAGCUGUAUAAUGGUGGCUCAGUGCCCGUGACAUAUGAGGUCCAGACCGAUGUCCUGUCACAGGUUCAGGAAAAAAAUUUUGAUCACCCCAUCUUUUGCUGCCUCAACCCCAAAGGGGAGAUCCAGCCAGGCAGCACUGCACGGGUCUUGUGGAUCUUCUCACCUAUCGAGGCCAAGACCUACACGGUGGACGUGCCCAUACACAUCCUGGGAUGGAACUCGGCCCUCAUCCACUUCCAGGGAGUGGGCUACGACCCCCAUAUGAUGGGGGACACAGCCCCAUUCCACAACAUCUCCUCGUGGGACAACAGUUCCAUACACUCUAGGCUGGUGGUGCCUGGACAGAAUGUCUUCCUGUCCCAGUCUCAUAUUUCCCUGGGAAACAUACCUGUGCAGAGCAAGUGCAGCCACCUGCUCUUCCUCAACAACAUCUCCAAGAACGAGGAAAUUGCCUUCUCCUGGCAGCCAAGUCCUCUAGAUUUUGGGGAGGUGUCUGUGAGUCCCAUGAUAGGGGUGGUGGCUCCUGAAGAGACGGUCCCAUUUGUGGUGACCUUGAGGGCCUCUGUGCAUGCCAGCUUCUACAGUGCAGACCUGGUAUGCAAGCUGUACUCGCAGCAGCUCAUGAGGCAGUAUCACAAGGAGCUGCAGGAGUGGAAGGACGAGAAGGCGCGGCAGGAAGUGGAGUUCACCAUCACCGACAGGAAAGUGAAGAAGAGAACAUGCUGCACAGCCUGUGAACCUGCGAGGAAGUACAAGACACUGCCUCCCAUCAAGAACCAGCAGUCUGUCAGCCGGCCUGCCAGCUGGAAACUGCAGACCCCAAAGGAGGAGGUGUCCUGGCCCUGCCCCCAGCCACCCUCGCCAGGCAUGCUCUGCCUGGGCCUUACCGCCCGAGCCCAUGCCACCGACUACUUUCUGGCUAACUUCUUCUCAGAGUUUCCCUGCCACUUUUUGCACCGGGAGCUGCCAAAGAGGAAGGCCCCCAGGGAAGAGUCAGAGACUUCUGAGGAAAAAUCCCCUAACAAGUGGGGCCCUGUUUCCAAGCAGAAGAAGCAGCUCCUGGUUGACAUUCUCACCACCAUAAUCAGGGGCCUGCUGGAAGACAAGAACUUCCAUGAGGCUGUGGACCAAAGCCUGGGGGAGCAGGUGCCGUACUUCCGCCAAUUCUGGAAUGGGCAGUCAACUAAGUUCAUGGACCAGAAAAACAGCCUGUACUUAAUGCCAAUCCUGCCUGUACCCUCCAGCAGCUGGGAGGAUGGGAAGGGCAAGCAGCCGAAGGAAGACAGACCAGAGCACUAUCCAGGGUUGGGAAAGAAGGAAGAGGGGGAGGAGGAGAAGGGUGAAGAGGAGGAAGAAGAGUUGGAGGAGGAAGAGGAGGAAGAAGAGGAGACAGAAGAGGAGGAGCUGGGCAAGGAGGAGAUAGAGGAGAAGGAGGAGGAGAGGGAUGAGAAGGAAGAGAAAGUGAGCUGGGCGGGCAUCGGGCCCACACCACAGCCUGAGUCCCAGGAGUCCAUGCAAUGGCAGUGGCAACAGCAGCUGAAAGUCAUGGUGAAGGAGGAGCAAGAACAGGAUGAGAAGGAGGCCAUCAGAAGGCUCCCCGCCUUCGCCAACCUGCAGGAGGCGCUGCUGGAGAACAUGAUCCAGAACAUCCUGGUGGAGGCGAGCCGCGGGGAGGUGGUACUCACCUCGCGGCCACGCGUCAUCGCCCUGCCCCCGUUCUGCGUGCCCAGGAGUCUGACCCCGGACACGCUGCUGCCGACGCAGCAAGCAGAGGUACUCCACCCGGUGGUGCCACUUCCUACCGACCUUCCGUAAAUGCCCGCGCCCAGCCUCUCCGACAUGCCGCCCUAGGUCAAGCCUGGCCCCCUCUCCACCGCCAGUAAAAGCAUCUAGUCUUUUUUCUAUA